GUCUGUAUCUCCUCCCCCCGGUGUGUGUGUGUGUCCGCCUCUCCAUGGCCGCCCCGCUGUCGCUGCGGAUCGGUGCCGAGUGCCCGGUGACCCGCGCCCGCCUCUGCCGCCUGCGGCUCCCGCACCAGGCGCUUCACACGCCCGUCUUCAUGCCCGUCGGCACACAGGGCACGUUAAAGGGCAUCGCAGUCCCGCAGCUGGAGGCGCUCGGAUGCCACAUCUGUCUGGGAAACACCUACCACUUGGGCAUGAGGCCGGAUAGCGGUGGAUUCCAGAUGGUGUCCUUGGUGGAGCUGGCAGAAGUCACAGAAGAAGGGGUGCGCUUUUGUUCCCCCUAUGACGGGGAGGAGAUCCUCCUGUCACCAGAGAAGUCGAUUGAAAUUCAGAAUGCACUGGGUUCAGACAUCAUGAUGCAGUUGGAUGACGUUGUGAGCAGUACUGUGACUGGUCCCAGAGUGGAAGAAGCCAUGUACAGGUCGAUCCGCUGGUUGGAUCGCUGCAUCGCAGCAAACAAGAACCCCGAGAAGCAGAACCUGUUUGCAAUAAUCCAGGGUGGUCUAGAUGCCGAACUGCGUACGAAAUGUCUGAAAGAGAUGAUCAAACGUGAUAUUCCUGGUUUUGCUAUUGGAGGGUUGAGUGGAGGGGAGGAGAAGGAUCACUUCUGGAGGAUGGUGAUGCUCAGCACUGAAUACUUGCCACGGGACAAGCCACGUUACCUGAUGGGAGUGGGGUAUGCAACCGAUCUCGUGGUUUGUGUGGCUCUUGGCUGCGACAUGUUUGACUGUGUGUUUCCCACACGGACAGCGCGGUUUGGCUCAGCGCUUGUUCCCUGGGGAUCGCUGCAGUUGAAACACAGACAAUACGCCAAGGAUUUCAAGCCUAUCGAUGAGGAAUGCACCUGUCCUACCUGCAAGAGGUAUACACGAGCAUAUCUCCAUGCCUUGUUCAAGAGUGACACGGCUGCGCUCCACCACAUCACGAUCCACAACAUUGCUUACCAGUUGAACCUGAUGAGCUCCAUCCGUGAAAGCAUUCAGCAGAGGCGGUUCCCGGAGUUCAUUCAACAGUUUAUGAAGCGGAUGUAUGGAAGUGCUGACAAAUACCCUCGCUGGGCUGUUGACGCACUCAGCGCUGUCAACGUUAAGUUGGAGUAGAGGCUGUGGAGUCAGGAUACUCUAUCCUACCCUGGGAAGGCGAAGGGCUCAUCCAAAGGCACCCAGCACGUGGUUUCUGACAUGAUGCUGCUGUGUUCAACUGUAAUAUAAUUGUCAGCUAUAAACAAUUUUUAAAGGAAAUCUUUAUCUUGUUGUUUGACAUAUGUGACAUUUAGUAACUUAGUAACGGGCCUGUCCCACUGUACGAGGUAAUUCAAGAGCUCUCCUGAGUUUAAAAAAAAAAUCAAACUCGUGGUAAGCACGUAGAAUAUACGUAGCUGGUACGUCGGAGCUCGGGACGUUUCUAAGCGGCUCGUAACGCUAACGGCAGGUACUCGGGAAACGCAGUAAGCUCGUGAAGAUUUUUUAACAUGUUGAAAAAUGUCCACGAGAGCCCCAAGUACCUACGAGGGGCUAUUACCGUCAUUCUCCGAGUUCGAAUCAGGGGAAACUUGGGAGAACACUUGAAUUAGCUCGUAUAGUGGGACAGCCCCAUAAAGUUGCUCCCUCGCAGCUAGGGACUAUGGUUCAAUACUGAUUUUUUAAAAUGUUGUGACAGAGUCCAGCUAAAGCUGCAUAGGACUAAUCUCCUGCUUUUUGUAUUCCAGCUCAAUGUGCUGGUCAACCUAGAGCCUCUAUUGAGCCCCUCUUCUCCCCCCACCUUUUGAGAUUUAUGCAAAAAAAAUGUUUCUAGUGGUCUGAAUGGCAAUUUUCAAUCCAACAAACACUGCUCCAUGAAUGAGGGAUUAUUUAGACAAUGCCUUCACCUCCCAGGCCAUCAGUAAACAAUGUGCUGAUGUUGUCAAAGGGUGGUUGCAAUCCAUAUUUGGGCUGGUUGGUGCAGCUGAUGAAAGAUCACCCAAUAGUCAACUCAAAGGCUUUUAAAGCACCUAGAAAUGGAUAUCUGAACCUCCAAACUGGGUGCACUCUGACCAUCUCUGGCACCAUAGCCUUUCAAGAUAGUAGCUCAAGAGACAUACAGCAAACAGUGUAGGAAGUAACCGCAGAUGCUGGUUCAAACUAUAGACACAAAAUGCUGGAGGAACUCGACGGGACAGGCAGCAUCUCUGGAGAAGGAAUGGGUGACGUUUUGGGUCGAGACCCUUCUUCAGUCUUGACCCAAAAUGUCACCCAUACCUUCUCUCCAGAGGUACUGCCUGUCCCGCUGAGUUACUCUGGCAUUUUGUGACUAUCUACAGCAAACAAGGCCAUGGUCAUGCCUGAACCUUAAAAGCAAUUUAAAGAACGAGCAUUUUCUGAAUGGAAAAUUGUACAUCAAGAUAAAGCUGAAGAAAAUGAUAAUCCCACAAAGUUCAGCAGUUGUUUUAUUUUAGAAACAUUUUAUUGAACCACUGAGGAAGGUCAACUGCAAUACUGUUCAACUAAUACAGGGGAAAAAAGUACAAAACAUGGUCUCUUAAAAUAAUCACACAAUUAUAAAACUAAACUGGGAAAAGGAAAAGUACAUUCCAGAACAAAGCUCCACUUCUAGACAGCUGCAAGAAAAAAUCAUUGAGGAGUUAUACAUUACAGAGGACGGGAUAUUAAAGCAUCACAACUGCCAGGCAAAAAAGACCCAUUAAAGUGAAUCACUGGAACCGGUUUGCUUAGGUGCACCAUUUUAAAAUCUAAUUUUAAAAAGGAACCAUUGAUGGUGCCGAUAACACAGGGAUAGGAAUAAUUAAAAAAAAAGAGGUUCUGCUUUAGUAUUACAGCAUUUGGGGCCACAAAAACAAAAAGGGAAUCUUCAUUCA
Molecule: messenger RNA, 2908 nt
Organism: Leucoraja erinaceus (little skate)
Lineage: Eukaryota; Metazoa; Chordata; Chondrichthyes; Rajiformes; Rajidae
Gene: qtrt1
Product: queuine tRNA-ribosyltransferase 1
Exons: 9
Coding region: 45-1154 (369 amino acids)
Cellular component (GO): cytosol
Molecular function (GO): tRNA-guanosine(34) queuine transglycosylase activity
Source: RefSeq, a predicted model, not a curated record